Seriola aureovittata is the source of this 2106-nucleotide messenger RNA. RefSeq lists its product as uncharacterized. The record is from RefSeq and is a predicted model, not a curated record. The transcript is spliced from 4 exons. NCBI's taxonomy places the organism in Eukaryota, Metazoa, Chordata, Actinopteri, Carangiformes, Carangidae. Bases 306 to 1175 code for a protein of 289 amino acids.
AGCUCCUUUACAAUAAGUCACAUGACUUACAGAAAAUGAGCUGCAGGAAAAAGUGAAAAAGAAAGUUGGAAGGUUGAUGGAGGAAACAGCUGGGAGGAGCUGAGUCUAUCAGACUGACCAAUGUCCUGAUGUUAAAGUCACAUCAGCCUCACUGAGCUGCUGGUGUGGCUGUAGUUUCUCUUCCAGGUGCUGUGUUCUUUGUAACACCUGAGUCUGAAUCAGCCAAUAGAAACCAGGAGUCUCAGACUUCAUCUCCUCUCAGUGAACUAACCUGUGACCAUCUGCAGCAGACACAGACCUCCAUCAUGAGCACCGCGGACCAGCUGCUGGAGAACAUGCUCUCCUGGAUCGAGCAGAACGAGGCCUGUGAGCAGCAGCUGAGGAAACUGGCCAAGGAGCUGGAGUCCAUCAGCGAGGUGAGCAAAGCUGGUCAAACUGUGGGCAGCACGGUGGCCGUGUUCGGAGCUGUAUGCACGGUCGCAGGAGGCGUGGCCACUCUGAUGAGCGGGGGAAUGGCUGCUCCGUUGUUACUGUUAGGAACGGCAUAUACAGCAACAGGUGGCGCCAUCUCUCUGUCGAGUGAAGUCCUCGAGAUCAUCUUUUCCAGCCAGCCCAUGAAGGAGGCAAAGAAAGCAGCAGAGAAGGGCGUGAGAAUUGAAAAUAAAAUCCAGCAACUGUUCAAGAAACUGAAGAUGGAGCGGAAGAGUCAGAAUCCGCGCGCAAACACAGACGAACUGGACCAACACGUCGUGAUUGAAAUUGUGAAAGCCAUCGCAAGACGAAAGGGACUGGUGGUGAAUCUUACAUUCAACUUUAUGUACGAUAACCGUCACAACAAAAACUUCCAAACCAUCUGUGUGAUGACGCUUGGGGUUUUAGCAGUUUUUGCGUUUAAACUCGGAGGAACGGGACUCCGGUCUCUGUACACAAGAGGAGCUGAGAGGAUCGCCAGACUGACGUCUACAACUGCAUGUAAAAGAGCCGCCAAGGUUGCCACAGCUCUUGGAAUGGUGUUCACACUUAAGGAGGCGAUUGAGAACUGGACAGACGUGAUCAAGAAAAAUCAUGUGACUCCAGCCAGCAAAUCACUGAGAGAGAAAGCCGACGAGCUCCGCGAGGUCACCCGGACACUGAAGGGCCAGCUGAACGAAAUCGAGGCGAUGCUGAGGAGAUGAGAAGAGGAGGAGGAGACCUGAUGAAGAGAGGAAGCAACAGCUGUUUGGAUUGAUGGUGUUAGGAAUACUCGUUGCUUUCUUUGCCUUUCUUUUUUCCUUACAGCAGCAUCAGGAAGGAAAACCAUGAGACCGGUCAAAAGCCUCCUGGAACAGUAAGGGGGGGGGGGGGGGGGUUCGUCAACUUUCAUUCAAGAGAUAAAACACCACCUGUCUGACGAAGGUUUGAAAUGUCUCCAUCAGUCAAGGGACAGUGUUUUAACAAACUGGAGUUAAAGAACUUUUAUCAAUUCUUAUCGUUUGGUCUUUUAUAUCGACACCCUCUUAAAAUAAUGGCCUAAGUCAUUUUUUCAGGUUUUUCAGGAAACACAAAAAACUCAACAAAAGAGUCACACUUUUGACAUAGGCCAUUAUACAACCGGGGGUAGAAUUGCAUGUUCCCCUCAACUGAGGAUUCAGGCGAUUUUACCAGAGGUGGCCAGCAUCAUGAGGGGGUGAUUUAGGCAAAAAAAACAUUUUUGUCAAAACAUGACUUAGGCCAUUAUUUUAGGAAGGUGACGAUAUGUAAAAAAUGUGAUCAGCCUCUUACCUGGGAACUUUCAACUUGUCGAUGCCGAGUUCUUGUAAAAUGCAAAUGAAUGUAAGGAAACAGACUUGUUGGCUGUGCUGCCCCCUGCUGGAAGCAGCUGGAACAACCAGCUCCACUGGAACUGGGAACUGUUCCUUUCUUUACUGUCUUCGCUCAGUCUCUAAUCUUUUACUGUUUUACACAUUUAAUGUUUUAAUCAUUUCAUCUUUUACUCUUUUAAACAUUUAAACAUUUGAUAUUUUAAUCAUUUCAUCUUUUUUAUAAUCUGUUUUUAUGCAUUUUAUUUUAUGCUCUGUGUGAACAGCUGUGUGUGACUUUGACAUUUGAUUAAAAUAUCUUGAUUAU